AAUAGAUAUUUAUAAGAGUUAUACAUAUACAGUAUUAGCAACAACAACAAGAGUAAAAGGAACAGAACAAGAAAAUGUCCUGCAUAUCGAGCAAUUUUAGCUCAUUCUUUCUCAACUCACUGAAUGAUCCUUCAGAGUUUUCCAAGUACUUGAGCAAUGGCGAACUGAAAUGCACAAAUUUCGAGGAAUUUCAAGUGUUUGCGCAGUCAACGCAGCAGCAGCAGCAUCAACAACAGUAUUUACACACAAAUGGCGUCGGCAGCGCAGAGUUCGGCUAUGAGGCAGCGACGUCGCAGUCGCAGCGUGAUGCUGCCGCUGCCGCUGCUGGUACCGAACCAGUGACAGCGACAGCGCUGCCGGCGUCGCAGGCGCUGCUAAGCAAUCGCUGGCCGACAGCGGUGGCCACACCAAACGGACACGCGCCGGCUGCGAACGCCGCUCAGCAUUUUGAUGGCUCCUUUGAGUUUAUUAAAUAUCUGCGUCACUCCACUGAUUUCACGCCAAACAGUGGCAGCGGCGUCGGCAUAGCGGAUGGAGCCGACAGCGCAGCAACUGCGGAGAAAUGCAGCAAGCUUACAGCAGCAGCAGCAGUAGGAGGAGGAGGAGUUGGUGGAAGUGGAGCAGGAUCAGCAAGCAGAGUCACACCCCCUCCUCUGCCCGCCUCACCAGUGGGAGCUAGUGUCUGUGGGGGAGGAGGAGGAGGAGUUGGUCUUCUCGAUCUCGACUCCUCGACAAGCAUCUCCCAAAAGUCGCGCUCCGCCUCCCGCAAAGUCGCCGCCCUGCUCUCUUCCGUUUCGCGCUCUUCCAACAGCUUGGACGCCAACUCCUCCACGUUGGACGCUGUCUUCGAUCACGACUCGAAGCAGACGAUCUUCGAGCUGCAGUUGCAGCACAUGACGAGCACCUCGAAUGGCUCGAAUGCCUCCAAUUCAAAUGAAUCAUCAUUGGAGUUGCUCGCCUUUCCCAGCUCCCAUCUGAAUGCCUCCAACUCGAAUACCUCCUCGGAGGAGCAUUGUGAAUUUGGUGGUUUGAGUGGUUUAAGUGGCACCAGUUGCUCAUCCGCAUCCGCAGUUGGAUCUGCUCCCAAACUGUUGGGCAGCUUUGUGAUCAAGGAGAACUUCGAUGUGCAUCCCUCGCACAAGGUGGAGGAGGGCAUCUUCCAGCACAUGAACAAACUGCCCUCCAAGAAGAAGGACACCCUCAAGCAGCUGGGCGUCCGUUUCACUGGCCAAAUGACACUGACGGACAAAUCGAUUGUUGUCGACAAUUUCAUUAAAUUCUGCGAGGAAUACGAAAUCAAGGAUCAUCGGCCGUGGUUAUCCUUAAAUCAAUGUGGCCUCAACAAACCCGAACAAAUCAAAUUUGCGCGUUAUUUGGGCCAAGGGUUGCCAACGUUCACGCUCUUUUGCAUUUAUAGCAAUUUUAAGAAUCUAUUUUGCACCAAACGCACAGAAAUCUAUACCAAGGAUGGCUACAAUCUGCCUUAUAUACUCGAUAAAACCAAGCGCUUCUUGGCCAACACAACAGCUGGCGAAAAUACCAACAAUAAUAACAACAACAACAAUAAUAACAAGACCAACACCACAACAACAUCCACACCGGUCAAACAGACACAAGAGCAAUGUGAAUCGGCGCCUGCAUCGCCAGCAGCAGCAGCAUCAAACACACCAACAACAGCAACAGCAACGAUGCCCACACACAACAACAACAGUAACAACAACAACAGCCACAAUACACAUGCAACAGGCAACAGCAGCACGCAUUUACACACGACACAGCCAACAGCAGCAGCAGCGCAGUCGCAGCCGCCGUCGUCGUCAGCAGCAGCAGCAGCACGCACAAUGACACCCACAGGCACGACCAUGCCCAGGCCAGGAACGCCCACAACGCCAGCCGCAACAUCAGGAGCAGCAACAGCAACAACGCCUCAUCCGCAACAUCCACAUUUGAUGCAGCCACAUAUGUCGCAUCAUUUGCAGCAACAGCAGCAGCAACAACAACAACAACCGUCAACGCCAACUCGUGUCACGCCCAUGACGCCGCAGCAACAUCCACAUGCACAUGCACAUGCACAACCACAUCAUCACCAGCAGCAGCAACAGCAACAUCAUCCUCAGCAUCAUGUGGCACCGCCGCAUCCACAUCAAUAUUCGCAUCCACACCAACAGCAGCACCCGCUUCCACAUCCGCAUUCACAUCCACAUUCUCAGCAACAUCCACAUCCCCAUCCGCAGCAACAUCCACAUCCUCAUCAUUUCGCCUACGCACAUCCGCACUAUGGUUUGCCACCUCAUCCGCAUUCACAUCCGCAUCCACAUCCACAUGCCCAUAUGGCAGCAGCAAUGGGAUAUGGACAACAGGUGGCGCCACCGGCGCCCACAUCGACAGCACAACCGCCUCAGAUGCCGCCACAUGCAUUGCCGCCCAGCAUGUGAGAUUGGCGUCGGCGUGGCGCCAAAUAUGGCGGCAGUGGCGCCACCUGUUGACAAUCGUAUGCUGCUCCAGCUACCCAAAAUGCCCCAAAACUACUAUUACUAGCUUAUAAUUUAAUUCU
Drosophila innubila is the source of this 2554-nucleotide messenger RNA. Its product is annotated as LIM domain-containing protein A. The coding region runs from base 75 to 2435 and encodes 786 amino acids. The record is from RefSeq and is a predicted model, not a curated record. The transcript has 4 exons. Lineage: Eukaryota; Metazoa; Arthropoda; Insecta; Diptera; Drosophilidae.